Messenger RNA from Candidozyma pseudohaemuli, 3774 nucleotides. RefSeq lists its product as uncharacterized. Gene Ontology annotation, biological process: cell adhesion. NCBI's taxonomy places the organism in Eukaryota, Fungi, Ascomycota, Pichiomycetes, Serinales, Metschnikowiaceae. The record is from RefSeq and is a predicted model, not a curated record. Gene Ontology annotation, cellular component: fungal-type cell wall. The transcript has a single exon. Bases 1 to 3774 code for a protein of 1257 amino acids.
AUGGUCUCUGCAUCCUUCUUGAUCGGCCUUAGUGCCUUCUCGGCUCGAGCCCUUGCCGGUGCCAAAUCAGGCAUCUUCAACAGCAUCGACCACAUCUCUGCUCCGGAAGACUGUCUGCCUGAAACACCCAGCUGGUCUGCUACGGUUGGAUGGUCCAUCUCCAAGGAAAUGAACGUCAAGGAAGGCGACACUUUUGCCUUGCACAUGCCGUAUGUGUACAAGUUCACCUCGGGCACCAAAAGCCUUGAGCUUGUGGCUGGUGAUACCUCGUUCGCCAAGUGUGAUUUGUUCAGCGGUGACAAUGUGGUGGAUUUCUGUGAACUCCAGUGUACGGCGCUUGCGGCCGUGGAGAAGGUUUCUUCGGUGAAAGGCACUGUUGAAUUUCCAUUUACCUUUAAUGCUGGCAUGCUGGGCGAUUCUGUCAACUUGGCUGCCUCGACCAUCUGGAAAGCUGGAAAGAAUACUGUUACUUGGGCCGACGGCGAAACCAAAUUAUCCUGUGACGUCGACUUCACCGGCGGAAGCUCCUAUGUUUUCAGCGGCAGCAUCGACCACGGCGCCUACUUCUUGAGAAAAGCCGUUCUGCUCAACACCAACCAGCACUACGUUUUGGGCCCCCAGUGCCAUGCUGACGGCAUGUCGGGCUAUAUUGAAAUCGAAAACCCAGACUCUGGCGUCGAGCUCGACUGCAAGUCUGUGGCUGGCUCGGUUUCGGACCAGAUCAACGAGUUCUACUUUCCUCAGUCUGCUGAGAAGUGUUCUGUGAAUGUGGAUGAGUGUUCUGCCACCAAGGCCAAGCUUUCGUUUAGCGGCAUUCCCGCUGGAUUCAGGCCUUUUUUGAACGUCAAUGCUGCCAUUCCCAAGAAGGAUUUCCGUUCUUCCAACAGCUACUCGUACAAGUUUAGUUGUGGUGGUUUCAUCUUGGAGGACUACCAGUCCACCAGCUGGUACAUGUACAAGAAUGGUGAAACGGGAGGUGAUGGUGAUUAUAAUGAUAUUGUGGUUACUACUGUUACGGGAAACUACGGUUGUUCUACUGCUGUGAAUACGGUGACUGGGCCCUCUACUAAUACUAUUGUGGUGACUGUUCCACCCAGUGAGACAACCCAUGAAACCGGUGGUUUCCAUAAAACUGAUGAUUUUGGAAGUGACGGUUUCCACAAGACCGAAAGUGACUGUGACGACGGAUUCGACCACGGUCAUAAGACAGAGGACUGGGGUCAUAAAACUGAGGACUGGGGACAUGAAACCGAAGAUUGGGGACAUGAAACAGAAGAUUGGGGCCACAAGACGGAUCACUGGGAUGGCCACAAAUCUGAAACCUGGGAGACCGAGGACUGCUUGACCGAGACCGAGUGGGACCAUAAGACUGAGGAUUGGGGUCACAAGACGGACAAGACCGAGUCGUGGGGUUUUGAAACCGACUGUUCUGACGACUUUGGACACAAAACCGACCACUGGGACAAGACCAAGACCUGGGGUCACAAGACGGAUUCUUGGGAAACUGACCACCACCAUACCGAGUCCUGGGAAAUCGACACCGACUGUUCUACUUAUUUUGACCACAAGACCUGGGAGACUGAAACCGGUAUCACCAAGUCCUGGGAAACUGGUAUCACCAAGUCCUGGGAAACCGGAAAGACCAAAUCCUGGGAGACUGAAAACACCGAAUCUUGGGGCCACAAGACGGAAUCCUGGGACAUUGACACUGACUGUUCUACUGAUGAACACAAGACUGAGUCCUGGGACACCGACCACAAGACCGAAUCCUGGGAAACCGACUGCACUGAUUCUGAAACCACAAAAUCCUGGGAGACUGAAACCCACAAGACGGAGUCCUGGGAGACUGAAACCGACUGCUCUACCGGCUCCGACUUUACUCAUUCUGGAACCGACCACCACAAGACCGAAUCGUGGGAGACUGACUGUUCCACCGAAUCUGAAACUUCAACCAAAAAGACGGUUUCCUGGCCAACGGAGACGGGCCACACUGGUGUGACCACUGAUUCUGAGAGCUGUGAUACUGGCGUUCCUACUACCUGGGUUCCUCCUGCUGAAACCACCAAAUCUGUUGUGACUGGUUCCGAGAGCUCUGAGUCUUACGGUAACAGUUCUACGAAGUGGAGUUCUGGUUUUGUGACAAAGUCUACUUACACCCACACUGAGUCGAAGGGUACUGAGUCCAAGGGUACCACUGAGUCUGAGGCCACCGAGUCCAAGGGUACUACUCACUCUGAAGGUACUACUCACUCUGAGGGUACUUCCAAGACUGAAACUCCUCAUUCCGGAGAGACUACCCAGACUGGAGGUACCACUCACUCUGAGGGUACUUCUAAGACUGAAGGUACUACUCAUUCAGAGGGUACUACCCAGACUGGCUUCACUCCUUCAGAGGGUACUUCAAAGACUGACUUCACUCAUUCAGAGGGUACUACUACUGGUGUUACUCACUCUGAGGGCACUACUGACACUGGUAUUACUCAUUCAGAAGGUACUACUGAAUCUGGUGUUACCCAUUCUGAGGAACCUUCUAAGACUGACUUCACCCACUCUGAAGGAACUACCGAAACUGAGGGAACAUCCAAGACUGAGGGAACUACUGAAUCUGGCUUCACCCAUUCUGAGGGAACCAAGACCGACUCUACUCACUCUGAAACCACUCAGACUGGAACCCACUCUGAGGAAACCACAAACCAGGUUCCUCCAACCACUGUACCAGACUGCUCCACUGUCACCACCACAUGGACCGGAACCGUCACUUCGACCACCACCGAGUGUACUUCAGGAACCACCACUGUGGUUGUUCAGGUUCCUCCAUCGCCAGUUACCACCGUCACCAAAACCACCGUGGGAACUGUUACCUUUACUACUACGGAGCCUUGUGAAUCUGGAACCCAGACUGUUGUGGUUGGCAUUCCUUCUGGUCACUCUGAAACUGAGACUUCUACUGAGGUGAGCCAUGAAACAACUCAGACUGGUGAAACCACUGAGCACCCUGCUCCUUCUGAAACCGAGGCCUCUGAAACCCACUCUGAAGCAACCGAGUACCCUCACACUUCAGAGAAGACCACUGAAACCACUGAGAACGAGACUACCGAGAACCAUGAGACUGAACACCCAGUGACCUCUGACCACCCAGAGACUACUUCAGAGCAUGAGACCGCUACUUCAGGGCACGAGAAUUCUGAAACCCCAGAGACCAGCUUGCCAUAUACCCCUGGUGCGUCUGAAACUCCAGAAUUCCCUACCGAGUCUGACCAUCACGAAACAGAAUCUACCAGUGUCUCUGUGGGAACCGUUGCCGGAACUACUUCUACUGGUUUCACCGAGGGUCCUUCUGAAACCGCUCCUGCUGGUGAAACCUCCCCAGCUCCUGCUGUUUCAGGUUCUCCUUCUGAAAACGUCCCUGAGGCUUCUGAGACUCCAGUUGAGGGUUCUUCUGAAAUCCCACACAACGGUGCUUCAGAGGACCACCAGUCUUCUGCUCCUGAAACCACCCUCGUGGAGCAGAGAACCAGAACCUUGACCCUCGGUUCCAGCUCUAUCGAAGAGACUUACGAAACCAGUAUUGCAACUGCAAUCCAGGAUUUGGUUUCUCAGUCGUCUUCUCACCUUACUUCAGUGGCUGCUAAGGAGACAUCUAUUGAAACUCCUGUUGCCUUCAGCUCUGCUGCUCCUUCUUCUGCCGCAGUCUCCACCUACGACGGAUCUGCUGCUUCUCAAUCUUUGAGUCUUUUUGCACUCGUUUUGCCUUUGAUUCACUUCCUUGUUUGA